AUGGAGCCCUUGAACCGCCAAUCCGAGCUCUGGAUUCUCGUUGAAGAUCCUAUUUUGUGUCCACGAAGCAGCGCUACUCGUUUCCAAGACGAAACUUGUCCGUACACCAUGGCUAGUGCGGCAUGCUGCAAGUUGGCUCCCGUCACCGCGGACUACACACCCCUUGGGAAAUAUGAAGUUAUUGCUGGCGUAAACACCUACAUCACAGGACCUGAGGACGCUACUAAGGGAAUUGUCGAUGUCUACGACAUCUUCGGUAUCUGGCCUCAGACCAUCCAGGGUGCUGAUCGUCUGUCCGCCCAGAGCGGUGCUCUGGUUCUGGUUCCCGACUUCUUCGAGGGCAGCGGCCUCAGCAUGAAUGUGAUUCCCAACGAUACCGAGGAGAAAACGAAGAAAUUGCACGAAUUUCUCGCCACCAAGGCCAACCCCGAGGCCAACGUAGCCAAGAUUUUGGCUAUCCGCAAGGAGCUGUCUGAGAAGUACCCUGCCAUUGAGGGCCACUGGGGACUUUUCGGCCUGUGCUGGGGUGGCAAGCUGACUGUUCUGGCUUGCGGAGCGGGCAACGAGGGCGUUGGCCGACGAUUCGAAGCCAGCGGAACUGCUCAUCCUGGUAUGCUUGAUGAGGCUGAUGCCAAGGCCCAGACGGCUCCUCACAUCUUGCUUGCUUCCAAGGACGAGCCCGCCGACAAGGUUGCCUUGUACAAGGAAAUCAUGGGCGACAAGGCCGAGGUUACCACCUAUGAGACUAUGCACCACGGCUGGAUGGGCGCCAGAUCUGACCUGAAGAACGAGGAAAACGUCAAGGAGUAUGAGCGCGGCUACAAGCAGGCCGCCGAUUUCUUUGCCAAGCACCUGUAA
Molecule: messenger RNA, 858 nt
Organism: Trichoderma gamsii
Lineage: Eukaryota; Fungi; Ascomycota; Sordariomycetes; Hypocreales; Hypocreaceae
Product: dienelactone hydrolase
Exons: 4
Coding region: 1-858 (285 amino acids)
Molecular function (GO): hydrolase activity
Source: RefSeq, a predicted model, not a curated record